This is a messenger RNA of Scatophagus argus, 4890 nucleotides long. RefSeq names its product netrin-1-like. The transcript has 7 exons. The record is from RefSeq and is a predicted model, not a curated record. The coding region runs from base 1067 to 2869 and encodes 600 amino acids. Gene Ontology annotation, molecular function: protein binding. NCBI's taxonomy places the organism in Eukaryota, Metazoa, Chordata, Actinopteri, Scatophagidae.
CCAUAGCAUCAAGUCACUACCUUCACAGGAAGGUAGUGAGUUUAUUACACAGAGCCCACACUUUUCUUUUUAGAUGCAGUUACAUCUUUGUGUUCAUUAAGGUCUUUUCUGCUGAGCAACAUUGACAAAAUACUUUUACCUCUGGAUUUAAAACUCCAGUCUCACAUGCUUCACCUGAGAGCUCUGUAUGGUUCAGUCAUGUUGAGCUAAAGGGACAAUCCACUAAUUUUACACCAAAGUAAAGAAGCCUCCUCUAUGCUUCCUGUAAAAUGACUGCUGAGUCCAUGAAAUCUGUGUAUCAUGUCUUCAUAGCUGUGAAGGGGCUUUCAGAAGUCUGAGAAUAAAAUAAUGAAUGAUAGUGUCCGUGAACAGAUUCAUUUUACCUUAAAAAACUGUGCAACAAAUUUAUUUCAAGUGCAUUUCGAUGUGCAAAUUCAGCAAAAUUGUGUAUCAAUUCCUGCAACAUGACAACAAGGAAAUCAUUUCAAUAAAAAGGAAGAUCUGUCAGAGGCAGAUAUCACGUUACCAAAGCUAUAAAUAACUCUGUUCUUCUACAUUUUUUUUAUGUAUUUUGAAAUGACAAAUUUUCACUGCAUAAUAUUUGUCUUACCUGGCUGCGUAACAGACACUCAAAUCCAUGCAUUUUUUAACAUGUAGUGCAAAUAAUCCGCCGGAAGAUGUCGCCGCUCCCUCUCCCGCCACAGAGACACUCAAAAGGCUCUGACUCCUCUGCUCUCAAUGAGUGGACCCUUUUUCUAUUGUAACAGAGAGGGAAUGGGACAGACAGAGACAGAGGUGGGCAGAGGUGUGACUGAGUGGACAGACAGAGGCAGAGGGAGACUCAGAGCCAACUGGGCUUUUGCCAUUUCUUAUUCUUAUUUAGGGAUUUCAAAGAGGGGGAAGAGACUGAAGUAGUAUGGCAGUAGUUUUUCGUGCGUAAACGGGAUAGCUUGUUUUCCAAAUUCUUUGGAGUUGUGCUACACUUUCUGACAGAGCAGUUUAUUGAUAGUGUCCUGGGUGGAGUUUUCUUUGCCUCCGCAAGAGUCCCUGCGGUGCACGGAUUACAAUGCAAAAGAUUUUGGAGGUUUGGGUCACCUUGGUGACAGUUUCUACGCUGACCAAGGGGGUCUUUGGAGGAUACGGGCUCAGCAUGUUUGCUGCUCAGUCUUCCCCUCCAGACCCGUGCUAUGAUGAGAACGGGAACCCUCGGAGAUGCAUCCCCGACUUCGUCAACUCCGCAUUCGGUAAGGACGUGCGCGUAUCCAGCACCUGUGGCAACCCCGCCGCCAGGUACUGCGUGGUGACCGAGAAGGGAGAGGAGAGGACGAGGGACUGUCACACGUGCGACGCCGGGGACCCCAAGAAGUCCCAUCCACCUGCGUAUUUAACAGAUCUCAACAACCCUCACAACCUCACCUGCUGGCAGUCUGAAAACUACGUGCAGUACCCGCAGAACGUCACCCUCACAUUGUCGCUCGGUAAAAAGUUUGAGGUCACCUACGUGAGCCUGCAGUUUUGCUCACCCAGACCCGAAUCGAUGGCAAUCUACAAGUCCAUGGACUACGGCAAAUCGUGGGUACCGUUUCAGUUUUAUUCCACUCAGUGCAAGAAAAUGUACAACAGGCAGAACAAGGCGGCAAUCACCAAGCAGAACGAACAAGAAGCCAUCUGCACGGACUCCCACACGGACAUGCACCCUCUGACAGGUGGACUCAUCGCCUUCAGCACCCUGGACGGCAGACCGUCGGCGCACGACUUCGACAAUUCCCCAGUGUUGCAGGACUGGGUGACGGCCACCGACAUCAAGGUGAUCUUCAGUCGGCUUCACACUUUCGGAGACGAGAACGAGGACGACUCGGAGCUUGCCCGAGACUCUUACUUUUACGCCGUGUCGGACCUGCAGGUCGGAGGACGCUGCAAGUGCAACGGACACGCUUCAAAAUGCGUCAAGGACAGAGAAGGGAAUCUGGUUUGUGAGUGCAAACACAACACGGCGGGACCAGAGUGCGACAGGUGCAAACCUUUCCACUAUGACCGACCUUGGCAGCGCGCCACGGCCAGAGAAGCCAACGAGUGUGUGGCCUGCCACUGUAAUCUGCACGCCAGACGCUGUCGUUUCAACAUGGAGCUGUACAAGCUGUCAGGCCGGAGGAGUGGUGGCGUCUGUCUCAACUGUCGCCACAACACAGCGGGACGACAUUGCCACUACUGCAAAGAGGGUUACUACAGGGACAUGACCAAGUCCAUCUCUCACCGCAGAGCUUGCAAAGCAUGCGAUUGCCAUCCAGUUGGAGCAGCAGGGAAGACUUGUAACCAGACAACAGGCCAAUGCCCCUGCAAGGACGGAGUGACAGGAAUCACCUGUAACCGCUGUGCCAAGGGCUACCAGCAGAGCCGCUCUCCCAUUGCCCCCUGCAUCAAGAUUCCAGUUGCCUCUCCUACAGCAACUUACAACAGCUAUGAGGAGCCUUCAGACUGUGAAUCUCAUUGUAAAGCUUCCAAAGGAAAGAUGAAGAUCACCAUGAAGAAGUACUGUAAAAAAGACUACGCUGUCCAAGUGCACGUUCUAAAAGGAGACAAGGCAGGCGAGUGGUGGAAGUUCACCGUCAACAUCAUUUCUGUCUACAAACAAGGUGAGCACCGCAUCCGACGUGGGGACCAGCUGCUGUGGGUGCGUGCCAAGGACGUGGCCUGCAAAUGUCCAAAGAUCAAGCCUGGGAGGAAGUACCUGCUUCUGGGCACAGACGAUGAUUCCCCCGGGCAGAGUGGAGUGGUGGCAGACAAGGGAAGCCUGCUCAUCCCUUGGAAGGACCUGUGGGGCCGUCGGCUGAGGAAGUUCCAACAGCGUGAUAAAAGGGGAAAGUGCUAAAAGAGAGAAGGAGAUUGAGGGAGAGGUGGAGGCAAAAUAACAUCUCCACUGGGAUGAAUGCAAGAAAGAGGGAAGGAUGAAUGAAAAAAAAACUGGAAUAGUAUAAGAUAGAAAGACACAGGUGAAAAGUAGGAGAGUUGGGGAAUGACUGAGUGCUGCUGCUCUGGGUUGGAGCAAAGAUUUUAGCGUUUUUUUUUAGGAACUUUUGUGAAGGAGCUCAUUUUACAGUUGUCCGGUCUGUGUUUGUCUCUCAAGGUUUGUUGAAAUUGUUUGUUGUGUAAUUGCAGAGUUUGCACCUAAUGUUACAGAUAUGUCACAUCCUGACUAUUUUACCCAUGAUGCCGUUGUUUUUUACAAGUUUUUUUCAGUUGUUUUAAAGAGCAAUGCAUCUACUGUAUCACCCUUUUGUAUUUUAAGAGGAUCUGUUUCCACUGUGCUGUGCUUUAUCUUAACAGCUGGAAGUGAAAAAAUUGUGAAAUUAUUCGUAACCGUGGAAAAAGUAAUAGGUGCCAUUUUGUCUGAGAUCUCCCUGUUCAUAUGUGAGUGUUACCUCAGUGAAACAACUCGUGUUAUAGGAACAAAAUGCCAUAACGAUCCUCUGCUUCUUCUGUGUAAUGAUCAUCUUUCACAUUCUUCACAAGUCUUCGCUCAGCGCUUAUUGAUAAAUAAAAGAUAUGUUGUGGUUGUGACCUCUGCAAUGUAAAAUAACCAUACGUGCAUACUUAGACAUUAUUUUUAGUAGACAGUGCUGUAGCAUCAACUAGAUGUAGAUGUGUCAACCAUGCACUUAUUUUUACUAGUCAAAUGUUUUAGAACAUAUGAGAUAUGUUCACAUUUUAAGAGUGGCAUCCAAAAAGAAAAAUAUCCCAUACUGUACUAUAUCACGCAAGAAAGCUGCGUAGUUCAAACCCUGCUUGCCUUGUUGGAUGUCUCAAACAUUUGCAAGUGGGAGAACUGAUGAAGUGAAACCUCUCACUUCAUUAAAAAAAAAAGGGAAUAUUGACCUAUCGAGCAAUCUUCAUACCACUGAUGUGAUGCAUGCUCACUAUUUACUAGCUGACUGAUAGCUAACAAUGAUUGUGAAUUAUGUACACAUUUAAUUUGUAUACAGUAUUCAGUGUUGUGGGAAAAUAACCUGUGGAGUGAUAGAAUAUCACAGAUGUUUAUUGUACAGUGCGUUUAUCAACCCGCGUCAGAUGUUCAUCACCUCAGAGCGACUUUUUGAGGACUGGAUUCCAUUAUCAAGACUUGGUACUCGACAAAAAGGCAUGACUGAUUGUCUACAUGUUAUAUAGCUGUAUAGUAUUACUUUUUUUAUUUUUUGUUAAACAUUAACUAGAUCUAUCUCCAUGUGAACGUAACCAGAGUUUUAAAUACUAGAGGCUUAAUAAAUGACAAGGCAAAUAAAUGAAUGUCAGAUAUGUCUCAUGUUUACGUGAGCACCCUGAAGAUCACACACAUACACUCUCUCUCACUGAGAAACUAUGACUCAGUUUACACAUGCACAAAACCAUACGCAGUACAUAAACACACACAUGCACUUAAAUACAAGGGUGCACCUCAGUACUCUGUGCAUCAUACUGUAUGUCUUUAAAAACUACAACGCACCUAUUAUGCCUCUGCCAACACAUCUGCACCGACACAUUUACAGGCCUUUGCAGAAAGGUACUCCUUACCACAGUUCUGCUCCUCAUAAAUAUUAUACCUGAAUAAUUAUCUCUGCUCAUGUUUAUAUGUUAGCUUGUAAAUGUUGUUUAGUAGUGUCCAUUGCAAAUGGUUGUGUAAUGUCUUGUAAUACUAAUAUAUUAUGUUUAUCACAAAGAAUAUAUUUAAUGACACAUGAAACAAUGUGGCUUUUGUGUUUUUUGGUUUUUUUUUUUGAUCUUUUAUUUUUUACUUUUUGCAUUGAAUUGUAGAUGGCUGUAAUGACAAGUAUUGAUAAGUGUUUGGCUAUUGAACAGCCUGAUAGAACUGAAAAUUAAUUCCUCUGAAAUAAAGCAAUGUAAAAAAAAAAAAAAAAA